AUGCCGACUUUGACCGGUUGUUUGGAGAGCUGCGAGAGCCCUGGCGGGACAGGGAGCGAGGUGGGAAGGGUUGGGAAUGAAGGGGAAAGCUUGGGGGAUGAGAACUUCCGGAACUUCCUCGUGGCCUUGCGCGGUGGAAAGCCCAAGACGGUGAAGUACCAUCCGGAGAAGUGCCUCCAUGCAGAGCUCUUUGACGCCUCGAACUGGAGCCGUUGGCUGGAUCCACGGCUGUCGAAGGUCCUGGAGGAAUGGCACCGGACAGGUGACCUCAAGCAGGUGGACCUCGACGCCGCAGCUCUGGACCUUCAAGCCUUAGCACCGGGGAUUUUUAGCUUUCCAUGUUUCACGGCGGACUUCUGCCGGAAGAUCUUGGAAGAGGUCAAGAACUACCAACGGAGCGGCCUUCCGGAACGGCCCCCUAACAGCAUGAACAACCAGGGCUUGGUGCUCAAUGAGAUAGGGCUUCUGCCACUCUUUGAUGAGCUCCUAUCAAAAGUCUUGUCACCUCUGGCCGCACGGCUCUUCGGUGAUGACAAUGACCGAUUGCUGUCCUUAAAGGGUCAAAAGACCAUUGGGAACUGGGGCGGCUCACACUUGGACAAGCAUCAUACCUUCGUGGUGCAGUAUUCGGCGAAAGAUGACACACAUCUGGACAUGCACAUCGAUGAGUGUGACAUCACCUUCAACAUUGGCCUCUCAGAGAGCGAGACCUUCCAGGGAAAUCAGCUGGUCUUCUGCGGCCUCUAUGAUGCCGACGACCACCGGAAGCACCAGUUGACCUAUCGCCACGUCCUGGGGCAAUGUGUGGUCCACUGCGGGAAGCAACGGCAUGGUGCUGUCGACAUCGAAGAAGGGGAGAGAGCCUCCUUGAUCAUUUGGACCAAGAGCCACGCAUUCCGGCGGAGUGCGGAGUAUCGGGCGCUCUACGACCUGGAUCGAUGGAAGUUGGGGAAGGCUGACCAAAUCUGCCUGAGCUACAGCCAUGAUGAUGACUACGAGGAGUUGAUGCCCGAUGAGAUGAAAUUCCAAAUGCCUACUCACCUGGCUGAAGCCGCCGGCACGGCGAGUUCCACCGAUGCCAGCGGCGUUCCGAUCAAUCGAAAGCGACGGAGGGAGGACUCUGCCAAUGGCGCUGAGCCGAGCCGAGAGUAG
Durusdinium trenchii is the source of this 1152-nucleotide messenger RNA. The record is from the annotation of a GenBank genome assembly. NCBI's taxonomy places the organism in Eukaryota, Dinophyceae, Suessiales, Symbiodiniaceae.